Molecule: messenger RNA, 2278 nt
Organism: Bradysia coprophila
Lineage: Eukaryota; Metazoa; Arthropoda; Insecta; Diptera; Sciaridae
Gene: mmy
Product: UDP-N-acetylglucosamine pyrophosphorylase mmy
Biological process (GO): UDP-N-acetylglucosamine biosynthetic process
Molecular function (GO): UDP-N-acetylglucosamine diphosphorylase activity
Source: RefSeq, a predicted model, not a curated record
UGACGGUAAACGUCAUUCCAUACAGUUGUACCCUCUACUCCAAAAUACACGUACACACAUAGUAGUAUACCGUGGCGGUGUGUUCUUUUCGAUAGUCAUGGGUGUUGUUUUGUUAUAAAAUUCAUUCGAUUUUUUAAUAAUUAUUUGUCAACACACCUCAGUCGAUACUUUCACUUAGUUAUGAAUGGAUGUGCUACCACAACCGAUCAACACUAUAGUAACAAACAGUUCAAUAACAAAAAUUGAUUUGCAAUCAACGUAAAUGAUAAUGACUGCAUUCGAGCAGAUACGCGAACGCUUGGAGAAGUACGGUCAAGUGCAUCUCUUGAAAUACUGGAACGAGAUCAACGAGGAACAACGGAGACAAUUGAAAAGUGACAUAGAGGAAUUGGAUUUGGUGGAAUUGUCUGGUUUUUUCGAACGUGCAACACUCAGCAUUGCGGACGAUGGAGAGAAAUUGUAUAAUCGAUUGCAACCGAUACCAGACUCUCAUGUCUUGUCGGUUUGCCGUACACCCAAAAGUGAUUUACGUACUUUCGAAGAGGAAGGAUUCAAGCAGAUUUCGCUGGGACGAGUGGGUGUUCUGUUGAUGGCUGGCGGCCAAGGUACAAGACUUGGCUCCAAGAAUCCUAAAGGAAUGUUUAACGUUGAACUACGAUCACAAAAGUCACUGUUUAGAAUCCAGGCCGAACGAAUAUUAUCGUUGCAACGUUUGGCAUAUGAGCAUACUGGCAUUGAAGGCAAGAUUACAUGGUACAUUAUGACGAGCGAAGCGACAAUGGAACCGACCAUUCACUAUUUCGAGGAAAACAAUUAUUUCGGAUUGAGGAAAAAGGAUGUGUACAUGUUUGAGCAGGGUAGCCUGCCGUGCUUCGGAUUCGAUGGGAAAAUUCUGUUGGACGAAAAGUGGUCGGUAUCAAAGGCGCCCGAUGGUAAUGGAGGAAUCUACCGAGCGCUUCGUGAUCAGGGCGUAUUAGCAGAUAUGACAAAGCGAGGACUGAUGUAUCUGCAUGCGCAUAGUGUAGACAACAUUCUUAUUAAAGUGGCCGAUCCCGUUUUCAUCGGCUAUUGUGUGAUUGAAAAUGCAGACUGUGCGGCCAAAGUGGUGGAAAAAUCGCAACCGAACGAAGCGGUCGGUGUGAUCUGUGUCGUUGACGGCAAAUGUCAAGUGGUCGAAUACAGCGAAUUAUCGGCCAAGGCAGCCGAAAUGCGAAACUCCGACGGCCGAUUAACAUUCAAUGCGGGCAGCAUUUGCAAUCACUUCUUUACGACCACAUUCCUUCAGAAAAUAGCCGACCGAUACGAAAAGGAGCUUAAAUUGCAUGUGGCCAAAAAGAAAAUUCCAUUCAUCGACAAUUCCGGUGCUCGUAUCACUCCAGACAAACCGAACGGUAUUAAAAUUGAGAAAUUCGUGUUCGAUGUGUUCGAAUAUGCGGAGAAAUUCGUGGCGGUCGAGGUGUCCCGUUCGGAGGAGUUCAGUCCGCUGAAGAAUGUGGACAGUGUGGGAAAGGAAUGUCCCACGACGGCCCGGAAUGAUGUCUUUAAACUGCAUAAGAAAUUCAUCGAAGAUGCUGGCGGUAUAGUGCACGGUGAUGAAUGCGAAAUAUCGCCACUGUUGUCGUAUUUCGGCGAAGGACUAACGCAUAUCUGCAAAGGGAAAUCGUUCACCAGUCCUGUUUAUUUGAAAAGUUCGCUGGAUCCAUUAAAUGGUCACUUGUAGAUAGAUUGUUAGACUCUGAUGUUUUUAAAUUUUUUUAAAUUUUUAGCAAAAAGGAAAUUUAUUUUUUUAUUUUAUUUUUUCGUUUAAUUUUUAUUUUUUUUUAGUUAAAAUGUUUGUGGAAAAACGAUCUCUCUGAUUUUCUAGUUCCGUGUUUAAGUUUGUGGAAUAUGUGCGGCAUUAAGUUUAUAUUCGACAAAAUUGGUACAUGGGUACAAACAUUUGAAGAAAAGAAAAUUUUUAUUUUUUUAUUUUUUAUUAUUUAAAACUGAAAAUACAAUUCCAAUUACGUAGAUCAUAAGUUUGUUAGUUUUGUAAAUAUUUAAAAAGGAAAAUGUGAAAAGUGUUUUGAAAGGAAAGUUCUAAUACUUAUGUCGGUCGUACUUAAAUAAAAAGAAGAAGAAGGAAACAACAAAAAGCGAAACUUUAUGAUAUUAUGAUUAACUGAUGUCUUAAUUUAAUUAACCUUCUUGUAAAGUCUCUGUUGCCUAGCUAUAUAUCUACAUAUAUCUAUCAUACCUUGUAUAAUUCAAUAAAAUUUUAUUUUACUGCAAAACGGAA